CAUGCGCUUGUGUUUAUGGUGUUGCUGGGGCAGCUGAUGAUAAACGUGUUAUGUUUAAUACACUGUAGUGUUGUCUAACUGUAAAGCGAAUUAACGACCUUUCACGAUCCUUGAGACUACAAAUAAAGGCGGCAGCAUGUCUUACGUUUCGUUAAGGGCAAUACUUUUUGUCGGCUUCUCGUCGUCCGCGCUUUGGAAGCUUUGCGUUUGUGCGGAGAGAGAUGCCGGCAUUGUCUUCGUCGUGCUGAGUCAAGACAGUGCGAUGAGCAGCAAAGCGGCAGAGCAGCUGUCGUCGAGCAUAACGGAACAAGCAGCGGCGCUGAAAAUGGUGCCACCUACCGUGUACCUGCUGCAUAAGAAAUGGCCGGACGUCGCGGGAGCGUGGACUGUGUUCCCUCUGAUCAAAAGACUGGAGCGGCUUCACAAAAAAGAUGGUCAUUGGUUCUUCUUUUGCGACGACACCACGGGUGUAGACCUAACUCUGCUUCGCAACGCUCUGCAAGGACGCAACUCAGCUCAGGAGGCCCGGUUCGUGGGCCACGCUCUGUGGGACGAAGAGACGACCAUCGUGCACCACUUCGAUGACCCGCGGUCGCUGGCCUACCCGGACCUGUCGGCUGGCAUGGCACUCAACAAGCAGGCCCUGCAAAGGGUGGCCGAAGCACUUGACGUUGCGUCUCCGGACGACUUCUCUAUCGAUCGGCAGUACGAGAUUGCCAAAUUCCUGAGGGACCACUGCGGGGGCCUGCUACUGGAACAUGCCGAGUCCUUCUGCCUUGGUGAGCGUAGCGAGGGCUGCACCACCUGGACCUCUGUACAGGCACCAUCUUGUGCCAAGCGUGCGCCCAAGGAAUCCCUGACAAUUGCAGUCAAGACGUGCAGCCAAUUUCACAAAGACCGAGUGCCGGUGAUCAAGGCGACUUGGGCCGAGGACGCCCACCGAGUGCUCUUCUUCAGCGACGUGGAAGACGACAGCGUGCCGACCGUCACGGUAGGCGUGGCCAACGUGGAGCGUGGUCACUGCGCCAAGACGCUGGCCAUUCUAAGGCACGCCGUGUCGCACGCUCUGCUCGCACGGUGGCUGCUCGUUGCAGACGACGACACACUCAUCAGCAUACCUCGUCUCCUGGACCUGCUGAGCUGCUUCGACCCGGAAGAGGACGUGGCUCUCGGCGAGCGCUACGGAUUCGGCGCAACGACUGAGCGUGGCUACGACUACCUUACAGGAGGCUCGGGGAUGGUGUUCAGUCGCAAGACCGUGGAGCGAAUCAUCAACUCGCCGUGCUCCUGUUCGAAGGCCGACUCGCCCGACGACAUGACCCUGGGAGUGUGCCUAAAACAGCUGGGCGUGUCCCUCGUGCAUUCACCGCUAUUCCAUCAGGGAAGGCCAGAUGACUACAGUCGUCAGCUACUGUCACACCAGCGACCAAUCUCGUUCCACAAGUUUUGGAUGAUGGAUCCCGUCGCUGCCUACCAGAAAUGGCUUCAGGACAGCCCACACAAUGCUACUUGGCACCAAGAACUUUGACUCGUCAAUACUCCACCUAGUGACAGAUCCGUUUCGAGAUAGCAACACACGGAAGCUCUGCGUUGAAAAAAAAAAAAAAAAGCUUCAACUUGUGCUAGUUGGUAUACGACAUUGUAAUGUACUUGCGCUGAGCGGUUAGUGUUGACACAUUGUUGGGCCAAUGCCUGCUCAAUCUUCUUUUUUUAUUUUUAUUAGAGGAGCUGCUGGUCGGCUCCACCUAACCAGCAAUCAUCGCGUAUGUGCAAAGCAGGGCUGUAACUAAGGACCAUUGAGGGGGUUCCGACACCUCCCAAAUUUUUUUAUGCUUGAACUUUUCGGGUGACACUAAAAUAUAUACAUGCCCUCAUAUCGACAACCGGUCAUCAAGGUUAGCCUUUCUGCAUAUGAACACUACAAAAAACAUAAUAAAUCCAGAAUACGGCUUUCCUACAAAGGUCACUGCAGCUGCGUAGGCAUCGUAAAAACACACCUCCUCGGGGCAUUUCACGUUUCUGUGAUUAGUUCUACGAACGCUAACAAAAUCAUCUGAUAAACUAACUGAAUUUAUUUGAAGAAUGUGCACAUGUAUGCGAAAAACUAAAGACUGACAGGAGGAUAAAAACACACAAAAAGAAUGUUCUAGUGACAACUACUACGGUAAUCAAAGUCUAUAGGGUGCAACGCUAUCGACGGCCUCGUGACACACGCAUCUCCACAUCUAUCAACAAAAACAAGCGUGCAAGCAAGAUUUAAGGAGAAAAACGGCACGAGAAAUUGAAGAGGUGCACUUUAUAGAUUGAUUGAUUGAUUGAUAUGUGGGGUUUAAUGUCCCAAAACCACCAUUUGAACUUUAUUUAUAGAUGCUGAGAUGCAUGUGUCACGAGCCGAUCGAUAGUGUUGCACUGUAUCGAAGUUGAUUAGAACCUUUUUUUCUUUCGUGAUGAAUCAAGUUUUGAGUGUGAGUGUGCUCUCGUUUUCGUGCAUUGUAGUAAAGGCGACAAAAUGUGCUAAGUAAUGUCUCAAUAUUUUCUUUCAAGUGCCUUGAAUGAAAUAAAACUUUGUUUUUACUUUCUGUCUUGA
Molecule: messenger RNA, 2587 nt
Organism: Rhipicephalus microplus (southern cattle tick)
Lineage: Eukaryota; Metazoa; Arthropoda; Arachnida; Ixodida; Ixodidae
Product: beta-1,3-glucosyltransferase
Cellular component (GO): membrane
Molecular function (GO): glycosyltransferase activity
Source: RefSeq, a predicted model, not a curated record